This is a messenger RNA of Quercus robur (English oak), 1699 nucleotides long. RefSeq lists its product as uncharacterized. The transcript is spliced from 14 exons. Lineage: Eukaryota; Viridiplantae; Streptophyta; Magnoliopsida; Fagales; Fagaceae. Bases 299 to 1444 code for a protein of 381 amino acids. The record is from RefSeq and is a predicted model, not a curated record.
UUUACAAGUCAAUAUAACUGACAGAGAAACAGUGCAAUAAAAAUGAGAGUAGGUUAGAAAUGGGGGAGUGAUUGUAGUGCAGCAUUAAUUCCAAAUUCCCAAAAAUCCCACAUUCGAAACUGUCACUCAGGUCCCAUUCCGUUUUUCUGUUCCGCUCAUUCUGUUAUAAAUUGCGAACCAAGAAAAGAAUGUAAUUAUUUUGCUUCAGCUCUUCACAAUUCGAAAUUUGGAAUGUGAUCUAAGUCCCUAUUGAGUUUUCAAAAACAGUUUCAGUUUCCAUAGUACAUAUAUAUAUUCAAUGGGCAACUUACACCGUAGGAAACCAAACGAUAGAGCUAGGCAAAUAGUCACGACGAUUAUUGGAAUCGUCAUUGGUUUUUUUAUAGGCAUAUCGAUUCCUUCUGCUUCAUUGAACAAGAUUAAUAUACCUUCAAACAUUAUAACAUCGCUUGAUGUAGCCAUCACUGACAUUCAUGGAUCCACAUCCACAUCCCCUAAAACCGAAUCGCUUGAAAAUGUCGGAUCCACCACGGUUCCUAAGAUACAUGUUUCAACAAAUCCUCGUGGUGCGGAGUCAUUACCUCCAGGAAUUGUUGUAGCAGAAUCUGAUCUCUAUCUACGCAGAUUAUGGGGUGAUCCAAAUGAGGAUCUGCAGAAAAAGCCAAAAUACUUGGUAACUUUCACUGUUGGUAUUGAUCAGAGAAAUAAUAUUAAUGCAGCCAUCAAAAAGUUUUCUGAGGAUUUCAUGAUUAUGCUUUUUCAUUAUGAUGGUCACACAAGUGAAUGGGAUCAAUUUGAGUGGUCCAAACGUGCAAUCCACAUAAGCGUAAGGAAACAAACAAAAUGGUGGUAUGCAAAAAGGUUUUUGCAUCCUAAUGUUGUGUCAGCUUUUGAAUAUAUCUUUAUAUGGGAUGAAGAUCUUGGAGUCGAACACUUCAAUGGAGAUAAGUACAUUGAGUUGGUUAAGAAACAUGGUUUGGAAAUCUCUCAACCUGGUCUUGAGCCCAAUAAUGGACUAACGUGGGAAAUGACAAAGAGGAGAGGUGACAGAGAAGUUCACAUGGAUACAGAGGAGAAGCCAGGCUGGUGUAAUGACCCACAUUUGCCUCCUUGUGCUGCGUUUGUGGAAAUUAUGGCCCCAGUAUUUUCUCGAGAAGCUUGGCGAUGUGUGUGGCAUUUGAUUCAGAAUGAUUUGGUGCAUGGAUGGGGAUUGGAUUUUGCUCUCAGAAGAUGUGUAGAGCCUGCACAUGAAAAAAUUGGUGUGGUUGAUUCACAGUGGAUUGUUCAUCAAGUAAUACCUUCUCUAGGGAGCCAGGGGCAGUCCGAGGAUGGGAAAGCUCCGUGGGAAGGGGUGAGAGCUAGGUGUAAAAAUGAGUGGGCUGAGUUCCAGUCUCGUCUCACCAAUGCAGAUAAGGCGUAUCUUGCUCAGUAUGGGAAGGAGUAACUUUGACGAACACCGCCUUUCCAUGUUCUUUUUUUGUUCUUCUUUUGUACAUGUUUUUUUUUUCUCUUUUUUAUUUUUUGGGUUGCCUUGGGUGUUGUUUACGAGCUCAGUUCUUCUGUUCAUGCGAUUUUAUUCUUUUUCUUUUUCUUUUUUUUUGCUCAAGAUGGUAGGCUCAUUUUUCUGAAGCCCGGAUCUUCUGUAUUUUAUAGACAGCCGUAGUUAUAUAAGAAAAUAAAAAUUUACAUUCUUUUCGUA